ACGGCCGCCAUUUAUGUGCAGGCCCUGGCUCUAGGCGUGUGCCGCUUCUUCGCUGGUGGUGUUCACUUCGCCGCCCACCCCACCGGGCACGAUGAGGGCGCUGUUGGCCUGCCGCUCACUGCCGGCCUGCCUGAGUGGGUGCACGUUCCGUGUCUGUGGGCGGCAGCCGGGCGGACGGUGCGGUAGUAGCUGGCACAAGCCGAAGGGUCACCCCGCCGGUGUGCAGGUCUACAACAGUCUGACACGGAACAAGGAGCCUCUGGUGCUCGCGGAGCCGCUCACUGCUUCCUGGUAUUGCUGUGGGCCGACAGUAUAUGAUGAAGCUCAUCUUGGACAUGCAAGCUCCUACGUUCGAUUUGACAUCCUUAGAAGAAUAUUGACCAAGAUCUUUGGCAUCGAUGUGAUUAUGGUGAUGGUUAUCACAGAUAUUGACGACAAAAUAAUUAAAAGGGCCAAUGAGUUGAAUAUUUCGUCCACAGUACUUUCACGCACCUAUGAAGAGGAUUUCAAACAAGAUAUGGCGUGUUUAAAGGUUCUUCCACCCACUGUUUACAUGCGCGUGACUGAUAACAUUCCCAAGAUUGUUGCAUUUAUAGAAAGAAUUAUUCACAAUGGCCAUGCCUAUUCAACCUCCACAGGAAAUGUGUAUUUUGACAUCCAGUCUAUUGGUAGUCAGUAUGGGAAGUUCGUUGGGAUAUGUGCUGACACAGCUGGAGAAACAACUGCUGGUGAUAAAAGGCACAUCAGAGACUUUGCUUUGUGGAAAGCAUCAAAACCAAAUGAGCCGUCUUGGAUAUCCCCAUGGGGUAAGGGUCGACCUGGCUGGCAUAUUGAGUGUUCCACCAUAGCAAGCUCUGUGUUUGGAAAUAAAUUGGACAUCCAUUCAGGUGGAAUAGACCUAGCGUUUCCCCAUCACGAGAAUGAGAUUGCUCAAUGUGAGGCCUACCACCAGUGUGAGCAAUGGGGCAACUACUUUUUACACUCAGGGCAUUUGCAUUUGAAAGGAAGUGAAGAAAAGAUGUCAAAAUCAUUGAAAAAUUAUAUCACAAUCAAGAACUUCUUGGAAAAGUUCUCUGCAGAUCAGUUUCGAAUGUUUUGUCUUCUCUCAAAGUACAGAUCAGCUGUGGAAUACAGUGAUGCAAGCAUGGCAGAAGCUGGAAACCUUCUGCAUUCCAUUUCAGCUUUUAUGGACGAUGCAUCUGCUUACAUGAGAGGACAAUUGAUCUGCCCAUCGGUUGACGAAACUCUAUUAUGGGAGAGGUUAAAUGCAACUAAAGUCAAUGUGCAGGCUGCCUUUGCUGAUGAUUUUGACACCCCAGGGGCUACUGAUUCAAUUAUGAACCUCAUUCACCAUGGCAACAGACAGCUUCAAGCAGUUGCCAAGGAAGGUGACUACCCCAGGAGUCCGGCUGUGUUUGGGGCAAUAAUCUCUUAUUUAGAGCGAUUCUUGGAUGUUGUUGGCAUUUCUCUUGGACAAAGUCAGGCAGCAGACCGGUCUUCAGUCACCCUUCACAGUGUCGCUGAACAACUGGUUGGUUUUCGACAGGAAGUGAGAAAGUAUGCCCUAGCAGUGGAUGAUCAGGAGCUGGCAUCAGGUGAAGGCAGAGAGCUGUCCCAGGAAGAGAAACAGAAGCUAAGGGAGAGGCGUAAGCAGAUGCUGAGUGAACGGCAACCUCUCCUCCAGGCCUGCGAUCUACUGCGACAGGAUCUCAGUGCAAUAGGAAUAAAUAUCAAGGAUCGAGGGGCAACUUCUUCAUGGGAGAUGAUGGAACAACUUACAAAAGUUAAAGAAAAGUGAAGCCUGAUUAUUAACUUCAGACUUCCAACACCAACAUUUGGGUAUUAACAUAACCCAUUGACAGUCAUGGAAAAAGAUAAACUAUCUUUGGGCUAAAUUGUUCAUUGGUAUCAUAAACUGGGGGAGUUGCCUACAGCAGGAAUGCUGGGCUGUGACACUAAGGAGACAAAUCCCAGACUGAAAAGUGAAUCAAUCUCCGUGAUUAAUUUUGCUGGACCCCUGGCUCUUAACUGACAACGCAGUGUCUCCAUGCUGCCCUCCUCCCAGUGCAUCAGGUCUGUCCAUCACUGUUCCAGACAAGAUACAAGUUGCUUCUCAAUCGUAGUUACAUAAAGUAAUGGUGAGAAAAACUGAUGGAUCCCAUUCCAUUAUACAGGAUGAAUCAUGGUUUUUUUAAACUGUUGUUUAUCAAACAUUGUCAUUAGCUAGAUAACACCUUGUUCAUUGAUCAUGCUGUUUCUUUCUUGUACAUCAAUUAAAAAUUUGAUUAUGUACUUGACAA
Messenger RNA from Hemiscyllium ocellatum (epaulette shark), 2300 nucleotides. It is a transcript of the gene cars2, whose product is annotated as cysteinyl-tRNA synthetase 2, mitochondrial. Gene Ontology annotation, biological process: cysteinyl-tRNA aminoacylation. The record is from RefSeq and is a predicted model, not a curated record. Gene Ontology annotation, cellular component: cytoplasm. The transcript is spliced from 15 exons. Gene Ontology annotation, molecular function: ATP binding; cysteine-tRNA ligase activity. Bases 92 to 1798 code for a protein of 568 amino acids. NCBI's taxonomy places the organism in Eukaryota, Metazoa, Chordata, Chondrichthyes, Orectolobiformes, Hemiscylliidae.